CUUGUUAGCGGAUCCAAUCAUCGUUGAAUUACAGUCGGAUGGAAACCGGAGCUGAUUGAUCUUGUGAGGGAUUUCAUCGAAAAUUCAGGUUUUUUGUUAGAUUCAUGGGAGAAAGGAUUGUUAUUACCGAUAUGGAUGCCCUUGCAGUUGAAAUGCGCAACACUAAACAGUUAAUCUCAUGGCAAGUAGCCUCCAAAUGCAUGGAGACAUUCUUGAGGAAUAUUCUAAGCUUACAGUGCUUCUUCAAGCAGGAAUUCAUGCUGCUUGGGUAUAGGAUUGGACAGAUUUGAGAACUCGGAGUAAAGAGCUGCAUUUGUUGAUGCCAUUCUUAUAACAGCAUGACCAAUAGAAGGCUUCACUGAGAGCAUAGGACCUCUGCCAUAGAAGAUAAUCAAGAAGGUGAAGUCGCGGGAACUUUAUGAAACAAAUCGUGUCAAACGAAUAGUAAUUUCUGGUGUCACGUGUUUGCCUGUGAUUUGCUAGUACCACGUUGCACUCGGUAUUAUGAGUGAUUCAAAAGGAGCCGUUACAACUUGCAAAGUUGACCACUGAGGAGAUAAAUUGGGAUUGCUUCAUUCUUCCUUUCAUUUUCUUUUUCUGGUUCAAGAUAUAUGCAUAUUUGGUUUUCCAUCACCUACCUGCUGCACAAUUUAGUCUAUUACAGAAGAACGAAAACAAGGAGGCUAAACACUGCUGUUGUCAUGUCUGAGAUUGGGAACAAGUUCGCCCGUUUGCGGUCUGACUAUGUUCCACCAAUUGGACACAUUGAAGAAGUUAUAAUAAACAUUUUGUCCAGGCUUCCUGUGAAAACAGUUGUAGCGUGCAAAUGUGUUGCCAAACAUUGGUUGAAAUUGAUAUCUGAACCACAAUUUCCUCAUUUGCAACUAAACUGGUCGAAGAAAAAACCAAAAUAUAUCAUAUGUCCUUAUCCGGAGGACUAUGAUACGAUCAAUCAUCUAUGUCUACUGGAGGGAAAUGGGAAAAUCAUUGAAGAUGUCCCCCUUUUUGGUUUUGACGAAGUUUGCUCGCCUGAGAUGACUUGUUUCUUGAAUGGUCUCAUAUCCAGUGUGAAUGAAGAUAGUGAUGGUCUGAAUGAUGUGGACAUCAACAUUUUCAACCCGAUUACUCGUGACUCCAUUGUACUUCCAAGAGGAAGUCCCUCGGUAGUGAUUCCAUCGGUUGGGGUUGGUUUUGACCCCAAGAGUAAUGACUUCAAAGCAUUUCGCUUCUUCUCGGAUUCAUCUAAAGGGGAAGAUGUUAAAUAUAAGUGUGAGGUAUACACCUCUGGUUCUACAGCAUGGCGAAGAAUUUCUGAGGAUGUGCAACGGCCGCAGAGUAGUCCCAUUAACCCACUCUGCCCUUACUAUGCUAGUAUAGCUGGAACAGUUUACUGGUUUGUAUGGUCACAAGAUCAACCUGGUACUCCUGUUCGUAUUCUCUCAGUUGACAUGAACGACAGCUUCACCAAGAUCUGCCUGCCCACCCCUCUGAAUGUGUGGAGUUUCUUGACUGAAAUAGAGGGCUGCUUGUCAGUGGUUCACUUCAAUAAUCCAGGAACAUAUGCACUGAACCAAAAUCAAGAUCCUUAUCUUGAGGUAUAUAAAUUGGAGAACUCCCGGUGGCACUUGAGAUCUAAGUCCACCAUAGAUCUUAUCAACGUCCACAGCAUCAACUCAGUUGCUGCUAGGGAUACUGAAAUAUUCUUCAUCAUUAAACAUGAUGAUGAAUCCAUCUGCUACCUCAUCUUCGAUUUUGUGGAAGAGUCCUUCACGACACUUGAUCUGGAUGAGCAAUUUGAGGGUGAUUGUCCUGUUGCAUUUCCAUUCGUCGAAAGCCUCCUCAAGUGUAAGUUAGGCGAGACAGUUUCUGGACUUCAGUUGCGGUGUUCGUCUUCCUUUAAGUUUGCAACUCUCGCUUGGAAUAAUUUGCUGGUGGAAGGUGAAAUGGAAUAAGAGACUCCGAGGUUCCAGUAUUUGAAGCCCUUUCCUUUAUGUUGUGUGUUUAAUGUUAAGAAUUUCUUAUAAACUGAAUAAUCUGCUUUUAAAUAUGAAUAAGACUUGCAACUAUGUGAUGGUAA
Molecule: messenger RNA, 2077 nt
Organism: Salvia splendens (bonfire salvia)
Lineage: Eukaryota; Viridiplantae; Streptophyta; Magnoliopsida; Lamiales; Lamiaceae
Product: F-box protein At5g07610
Exons: 6
Coding region: 612-1952 (446 amino acids)
Molecular function (GO): protein binding
Source: RefSeq, a predicted model, not a curated record